ACAAUUUCCCAGAAGGAAAGAACAAACACACAAACAUGUCAGCAAGAAUGAACAGCAAUAACACAAUUCCAUAAAAAACCGUGCCCCUGCCUUUGCCCGCAAUUUGACCCGCCGUAGCCGCAGAGGCACACUAACUGAAAAUAAAAAAUCGGAGAUAUUGGACACAUUGAGUGGCCGAAACUAUCAUAUGGCUUCCUUAGUAGAAGAGAAGAAAAUUCAGGAAGAGUUAUCGGCAAUUAUAAUUUGGGCGGAGCGAGUUCGUUUAGCGGUUGAUGAGGCGGAGUCCUUCAAAGCCGACUGUCAAGAAGUAGGUAGGCACGUGGAUUGGCUCUUACAAAUGCUCCGGACCGUGGUCCGGUUCGCCAGCUCAUCUCAGGCACUCUAUGACCGACCGAUUCGCCGCGUAAUUGCCGACGUGUCGAGACACAUAGAGCGUGCCCUAAUUCUGGUCCGGAAGUGCAAGCGUCGGAGCGUUCUACGACGUGUCGUCGCAAUUGUAACCGCCGCUGACUUUCGCAAGCUCUUAAUCCUGCUAGAAGCCUCAGUCGGCGACAUGAGAUGGCUUUUGAGUAUCUUUGACACUGAAAACGGCGGCGCUUCGGGCGGUAUAGUUCUUACUUUGCCACCUAUAGCUAGUAAUGACCCGAUUUUAUCUUGGGUUUGGUCUUAUAUUGCUGCUAUACAUAUGGGCCAAUUAAGUGAUCGUAUUGAAGCCGCUAAUGAAUUGGCUUCGCUGGCUGAAGAUAACGAUCGUAACAAGAAAAUUAUUGUUGAAGAGGGCGGAGUCCCUCCUUUACUUACACUUUUAAAAGAAACAGCGUCGUGGGAGGCGCAAAUAGCGUCUGCCACGGCGCUUUAUAAUUUAGCAAACGAUCAAGAAAGAGUUAGGGUCAUAGUGAAUGAGCUUGGGGUUCCACUAAUAGUGAAUGUUUUAAAUGAGUCUUUGAUGAAAGUUCAGAUUCAGGUGGCUAGUUUGGUGGCCAGAAUGGCGGAGUAUGAUAAUGUGGCGCAGGAUGAUUUUGCAAGGGAGAAUGUUAUUAGGCCACUUGUGACGAAUUUAUCUCUCGAAACAUUUGUUGAUGAUCAAAGCACUAAUUUGGGUAAGCAGAGUUUUCAUUCAAUUGUGCAGAUCAAUAAAGAAUUGGCGAAGAACACAAUGGUCGGUUCGAAGAGUUCUCGUCUUUACACGGAUUUGUAUAGUGAAGCUAGUAGUAGUAGAUCAGGGCAGAGUAGGAAAGAGAGGGAGAAUGAGAAACCGGAGGUGAAAAUUAAGUUGAAAAUCGCUUGCGCUGAGGCCUUGUGGAUGCUUGCAAAGGGGAGUGUGUCAAAUAGUAGGAGAAUAACGGAAACAAAAGGGUUGCUCUGUUUGGCAAAAUUGGUUGAAAAGGAACAUGGUGAAUUGCAGUACAAUUGUUUGAUGACAAUAAUGGAGAUAGCUGCUGCUGCUGAACGAAAUGCUGAUCUUAGACGCUCUGCUUUUAAGACUAACUCUCCUGCUGCUAAAGCUGUUGUGGAUCAGCUCUUUAGGGUGAUAAAAGAUUUAGACCCAACAUUGCAAAUUCCUGCUAUUAGAUCAAUUGGUUCAUUGGCCCGGACUUUUCCAGCUAGAGAAACCAGAGUACUUGGUCCUUUAGUGGAUCAACUCAGUAAUAAGAAUCCAGAAGUGGCAACUGAAGCGGCUAUUGCAUUGCAGAAGUUUGCAAGUCCUGAGAAUUUUCUCUGUGUGGAGCAUUCAAAAGCAAUUAUUGAGUUCAAUGGUGUUCCACCUUUGAUGAAACUUCUAAGGGGUAAUGAUCGGACACAGUUGCAUGGAUUGGUUCUGCUCUGUUACCUUGCUUUGCAUGCUGGCAAUAGUGAGGCUUUGGAACAAGCUAGGCUGUUGUCCACCCUCGAAGGGGCUGACCGUACGGUGGUUGCACAACAUCCUGAUUUAAAAGAUCUGGUGGCAAAGGCGAUAAACCACCUAAAUCUGUAUCAUCCUGGAGUUCAUUCUCAGAGACUGGCAUAUGGGCCUUUAUAAUUCAAAAUUUUUCAUUUUCGUAAAUAAUUGUGUUGAUACAUGGAAAUAGGGCUACAGAAACACAUUGUUGGCUCAGCGAGUUAUAAAUACUAGUUUUUCAAAGUAAAAGGGUUCUGUGGCAAAGAAGUGAUACGGUCGUUUAACGUGAAUUCAAAUGAAUUAAAACAUUUUCAGAGCUCAA
This is a messenger RNA of Mangifera indica (mango), 2201 nucleotides long. RefSeq lists its product as uncharacterized. The record is from RefSeq and is a predicted model, not a curated record. Gene Ontology annotation, molecular function: protein binding. Gene Ontology annotation, biological process: cell surface receptor signaling pathway. Lineage: Eukaryota; Viridiplantae; Streptophyta; Magnoliopsida; Sapindales; Anacardiaceae. The transcript has a single exon. Bases 188 to 2020 code for a protein of 610 amino acids.